Messenger RNA from Coregonus sp. 'balchen', 1476 nucleotides. NCBI's taxonomy places the organism in Eukaryota, Metazoa, Chordata, Actinopteri, Salmoniformes, Salmonidae. The record is from the annotation of a GenBank genome assembly.
AUGAAUUCGUAUUUCGCAAACCCGUCGCUCUCAUGCCAUUUAGCUGGUGGUCAAGAGGUUUUACCUAACGUGGCCCUAAACUCAACUACCUACGACGCUGUUCGACACUUCUCAUCCUACGGAGCCGCUGUGGCCCAAAACCGGAUAUAUUCCUCGCCUUUCUAUUCGCCCCAAGACAACGUCGUGUUCGGCUCGAGCAGGGGACCAUACGAGUAUGGAUCCAACGUGUUUUACCAAGACAAGGACGUGCUGCCCAGCUGUAGGCAGAGCAGUUUGGGACAAGGUGCACAAACCUCGCUCGCGCAGGAUUACCCGUCUGAUCAGGGCAUGAACGGCUCGCAGGAACAGAAGGGGAACAUUCAGAUCUUCCCGUGGAUGCAGCGGAUGAACUCUCAUAGCGGUGAGUAUUAUAAACUCCUAGAGAUAAAUUAAACGAAUUGGCCCGUUUUACGACUAGGGAAGCUACUUUUUAUCACCCCAUAAACCAUUAUACUACAGCAGCACCCUGUCGCCGGCAAUAAAUACCUUUUAUCUUCGUAGGAAAUCCCUUUUGGCCAAACUAUGCGCUCUUCUCCGUCACAGUCCAUCCCUAUUUCCCUUAAAACAAAAGACUUUAUAGCAUUUAAGUUCAUAUUUUUGUGACCCAUAGCAGAGUUCACGGAAUUUUAAGACGAGUAUCAUCUCUUCAAAUAUUACUCAGUGGACUGGGUUCCUCUGAUAGCGAAAGUGUGUGUGUGUGUGUGUUGCGUCAGUAUGUAGGCUACCACCACUGUUGUUUAUUUAGAUAAUUGCAAAACAUAAGCUAGCAUGUAAAACCGGACACGAUAAGGCUAUAUCAUAGACUGCGAAUGAUUGUGAAUGUUGGCCUAUAUCGAUUAUUUCCGUGGGUUUUUGUGAUUGUGUGUGUUUGGAUAGUGCAGGGUUUCCCCAACUCGGUCCUCGGGACCCCAAGGUGUGCACGUUUUGGGUUUUGCCUAGCACUAUACAAAUAAUCAACUAAUCAUGAAGCUUUGGUAAUUUGAAUCAGCUGUGUAGUGUCAGGGGAAAAAACCAAAACGUGCACCCCUUGGGGUCCCGAGGACCGAGUUUGAGAAACGCUGGGGUAGUGACAUUGCAUAUAGCUUACUUAAAAAUAUAUUUCCUGAUUAUGCUAAUUUAAAUUGUGUUUUCCACUCAGGAGUUGGAUACGGUUCUGACAGACGAAGAGGCCGCCAAAUUUACUCCCGGUACCAAACUCUAGAACUCGAAAAGGAAUUCCAUUUCAACCGCUACCUGACGAGACGCAGACGUAUCGAAAUCGCCAAUGCACUCUGUCUCACGGAACGUCAGAUAAAAAUCUGGUUCCAGAAUCGCCGGAUGAAAUGGAAAAAGGAAAGCAAUCUAACUUCGACUUUCACCGAAAGUGGUUCGGCAGGGGCGAGUCAAGACACAGGUAAAGAGGACACAGAAGAGGCGACAGAAGAGAAGAAAGAAUGA